Arabidopsis thaliana (thale cress) is the source of this 1079-nucleotide messenger RNA. It is a transcript of the gene ARR15, whose product is annotated as response regulator 15. Gene Ontology annotation, biological process: phosphorelay signal transduction system; cytokinin-activated signaling pathway; regulation of DNA-templated transcription. NCBI's taxonomy places the organism in Eukaryota, Viridiplantae, Streptophyta, Magnoliopsida, Brassicales, Brassicaceae. Bases 316 to 936 code for a protein of 206 amino acids. Gene Ontology annotation, cellular component: nucleus. The transcript has 5 exons. The record is from RefSeq and is marked reviewed.
UUUCUGACAAGACAUAAACACAUCACUCAUCGCCUUUAGAUUCUCUUCCGACCCUCACAAGAUCUUAACAACAACAACAACAACAUCAAGAUCCGAUCCUCCAGAUUCUCUUCUGUGUAUUUCCUUAAAUCUCCUCCUCUUUCUCUUUCCUAUUUAUUUAUGUAUCUCACUCACCGCUUCUGCCUCUCUCUCUCUCUCUCUCUUAUUUAUGUAACUCCUCGUCUUCCUUCUUCACAUUGAUUUCUGCGUCCUUUGACGUUCAAACUUUAAACGUUUCUUCAUCUGUUUUGUUGUUUACUUUCCCGAGAGAAAACAAUGGCUCUCAGAGAUUUAUCUUCUUCUUUAUCUUCUUCUUCUUCACCGGAGUUACAUGUUCUUGCCGUUGAUGAUAGUUUCGUGGAUCGUAAAGUUAUUGAGAGAUUGCUUAAGAUCUCUGCUUGUAAAGUGACGACUGUUGAGAGUGGGACUAGGGCUCUGCAGUAUCUUGGUUUAGAUGGAGACAAUGGAUCUUCUGGUCUUAAGGAUUUGAAAGUGAACUUGAUAGUGACGGAUUAUUCAAUGCCGGGACUAACAGGAUAUGAACUCCUCAAGAAGAUCAAAGAGUCUUCAGCACUCAGAGAAAUCCCAGUAGUGAUAAUGUCUUCUGAGAACAUACAACCUCGUAUAGAACAAUGUAUGAUAGAAGGAGCAGAGGAGUUUUUGCUAAAACCGGUGAAAUUAGCUGAUGUGAAGCGUUUAAAAGAACUUAUAAUGAGAGGUGGUGAAGCUGAAGAAGGAAAAACCAAAAAACUUAGUCCUAAGAGAAUCCUACAAAACGACAUUGAUUCAUCUCCAUCAUCAUCAUCAACAUCUUCAUCAUCGUCGUCUCAUGAUGUUUCCUCCCUUGAUGACGACACUCCAUCUUCCAAGAGGAUCAAAUUAGAGUCUAGGGGUUAAAUGAUUGAGCUCAAUCUUUUCUCACGUUUUCUCUUGAUUUCCUUGUGUAAUAUACAUUAUUUUUGAUAUAUGCAACUAUGUAAGUCUAGAUUCUAAUGCUCACCUUAUUACUCUGUUUUUUUUUUUUGUUAAAACAAAAGGAG